Messenger RNA from Elgaria multicarinata webbii, 8303 nucleotides. RefSeq names its product LDL receptor related protein 6 (gene LRP6). The record is from RefSeq and is a predicted model, not a curated record. The transcript has 23 exons. Bases 401 to 5242 code for a protein of 1613 amino acids. Lineage: Eukaryota; Metazoa; Chordata; Lepidosauria; Squamata; Anguidae. Gene Ontology annotation, molecular function: Wnt-protein binding; Wnt receptor activity. Gene Ontology annotation, biological process: chemical synaptic transmission; Wnt signaling pathway involved in somitogenesis; canonical Wnt signaling pathway.
UUGCCUGAGCAGCCGCCGCCGCCGCCGCCGCCUUUUCAAUUGAGGAGGAGGCGGCAGGAAUGGAGGGCCGUAUUUACCUCCCCUCCUUUUUUUGCCUUGGCGAGGAGCCCUAAAAAUAGCAGCAACAAAGCAAAGAGGAAAGAAACAUUUUGCGGCAGCUUCCUCCAAGUCGCCUCUGAAUUUUUAUUUUAUUUUUGGGAUUGCUUCUUUCUCUCCCCUACCCCCUCCUCUCUCCCGAAAGUAUGAGAGGGCGGCAGAGGUGCUGCUGCUCUCCUCAGCCUCCUUCUUCCCCGCCGCUGCUGCUGCCGCUGCUGAUACUACUACUGCUACCACCACCACCACCACCACCUCCUUCUUCUCCUCCUGCUCCUCCGCGCUGGUAGGAGCCAGAGAAGAGAAGAUGGGCGCCGUCCUCAGGAGCCUCCUGGUCUGCGGUUUAUGUUCCCUGACGAGAGCGUCUCCACUGUUGCUAUAUGCAAAUCGGCGUGAUCUACGAUUGGUGGAUGCUGCGCAGGUAAAUGAGAAUGCUACGGUCGUUGUGGGUAGCUUGGAAGAUGCCGCUGCAGUGGACUUCGUCUUCAUUCAUGGCUUGAUAUACUGGAGUGAUGUAAGCGAAGAAGCCAUUAAGCGAACAGAAUUCAACAGGACAGGAAGUGUGCAAAAUGUGGUUAUUUCUGGGCUUUUGUCACCUGAUGGGCUAGCUUGUGAUUGGCUGGGCGAGAAACUUUAUUGGACAGAUUCCGAAACAAACCGGAUCGAAGUUUCCAAUUUAGAUGGAUCUUUGCGAAAAGUUUUAUUCUGGCAAGAGUUGGAUCAACCAAGAGCGAUUGCCUUAGAUCCUAUGAGAGGGUUCAUGUAUUGGACAGACUGGGGAGAAGUGCCAAAGAUCGAGCGUGCUGGGAUGGAUGGCUCAAGCCGCUCGGUUAUAAUCAACGCAGACAUUUAUUGGCCGAAUGGAUUGACCUUAGAUUAUGAAGAACAGAAACUGUAUUGGGCAGACGCUAAACUGAACUUCAUUCACAGAUCAAAUUUGGAUGGUUCACAUCGGCAAGCUGUAAUUAAAGGAUCCCUGCCACAUCCAUUUGCUCUGACAUUAUUUGGGGAUACGCUGUACUGGACUGACUGGACUACUCGCUCUGUCCUGGCCUGCAACAAACGUACCGGGGAGAAUCUACGAGAAAUACAUUCCAACAUCUUUUCCCCCAUGGAUAUCCAUGUGUUCAGCCAACAGCGGCAGCCCAAUGCUACAAACCCGUGUGGAUCCAAUAAUGGUGGUUGCUCCCACUUAUGUUUGAUGUCUCCUGUCAAGCCCUCUUAUCAGUGUGCGUGUCCCACAGGUGUGAAACUCCUUGAGAAUGAAAAGACCUGCAAAGAUGGUGCCAUGGAAUUGCUGCUAUUAGCCCGGAGGACUGACUUGAGGAGGAUAUCUUUGGACACUCCAGAUUUCACUGAUAUUGUUUUGCAAUUGGAAGACAUUCGGCAUGCCAUUGCUAUUGACUACGAUCCUGUAGAAGGGUACAUCUAUUGGACAGAUGAUGAGGUGAGGGCAAUCCGCCGCUCUUUCAUUGAUGGGUCUGCUAGCCAGUUUGUGGUCCAGGCACAAAUUGCACAUCCUGAUGGCAUCGCUGUAGAUUGGAUUGCCCGAAACCUUUAUUGGACUGAUACUGGUACGGAUCGCAUUGAAGUAACACGGCUUAAUGGGACUAUGAGGAAGAUCUUGAUCUCAGAAGACUUGGAAGAACCAAGAGCUAUUGUUUUGAAUCCUAUGGUUGGCUACAUGUAUUGGACUGAUUGGGGAGAGGUUCCGAAGAUUGAGAGGGCUGCAUUAGAUGGAUCAGACAGAGUUGUACUCGUGAACACUUCCCUUGGUUGGCCAAAUGGAUUGGCAUUGGAUUAUAAUGAAAACAAGAUAUACUGGGGAGAUGCCAAAACAGACAAAAUUGAGGUCAUGAACACAGACGGAACCAGUAGGAGAGUGCUUGUGGAAGACAAACUGCCUCAUAUUUUUGGUUUCACCCUGUUGGGGGACUAUAUUUAUUGGACAGACUGGCAAAGGCGAAGCAUUGAGCGGGUCCAUAAGCGGACAGCAGAACGGGAGAUCAUCAUAGACCAGCUGCCUGAUCUCAUGGGCCUGAAGGCUACGAAUGUCCACCAGAUAAUUGGUACAAAUCCUUGUGCAGAGUCCAAUGGGGGUUGCAGCCAUCUCUGCCUGUACAGGCCUCAGGGUUUGCGUUGUGCCUGUCCCAUUGGUCUGGAGCUCAUAAGUGACAUGAAAACUUGCAUAGUCCCAGAAGCUUUCUUGCUGUUUUCCCGCAGAGCAGAUAUCAGGCGAAUCUCUCUGGAGACUAAUAACAAUAAUGUUGCCAUCCCACUCACAGGAGUUAAAGAAGCUUCUGCUUUGGAUUUUGAUGUGAGUGACAACCGCAUAUAUUGGACAGACAUCUCAUUAAAGACCAUCAGCAGAGCAUUCAUGAAUGGUAGUGCCCUGGAGCAUGUGGUUGAGUUUGGCUUGGAUUAUCCAGAAGGCAUGGCUGUGGAUUGGCUAGGGAAGAACCUGUAUUGGGCCGACACAGGAACAAAUCGCAUUGAAGUGUCAAAGUUAGAUGGGCAGCAUCGUCAGGUUUUAGUGUGGAAAGACUUGGACAGUCCUCGGGCAUUGGCAUUGGAUCCUGCUGAAGGGUUCAUGUACUGGACAGAAUGGGGUGGAAAACCCAAAAUUGAUAGAGCUGCCAUGGAUGGUAGUGAACGUAGUACGUUGGUGCCAAAUGUGGGUCGGGCUAAUGGGCUGACAAUCGAUUACGCUAAAAGAAGAUUGUACUGGACCGAUCUGGAUACUAAUCUGAUUGAAUCUUCAAAUAUGCUAGGCCUUGACCGUGAUGUUAUAGCAGAUGACUUGCCUCAUCCAUUUGGUCUGACUCAAUACCAGGAUUACAUCUAUUGGACAGACUGGAGUCGACGUAGCAUUGAACGUGCCAACAAAACCAGUGGCCAGAACAGAACUGUCAUUCAAAACCACUUGGAUUACGUGAUGGAUAUCCUAGUCUUCCAUUCAUCCCGACAAGCAGGCUGGAAUGAGUGUGCUUCUAGUAAUGGGCACUGCUCCCACCUCUGCCUGGCAGUGCCUGUUGGUGGUUUUGUCUGCGGAUGUCCAGCGCACUAUUCUUUGAACUCUGACAACAGAACAUGUAGUGCCCCUACAAGUUUCUUGCUCUUCAGUCAGAAGAAUGCAAUCAAUCGCAUGGUGAUAGAUGAGCAGCAGAGCCCAGAUAUUAUCCUUCCAAUCCACAGCCUUAGGAACGUUCGGGCCAUUGACUACGACCCCCUGGAUAAGCAGCUGUAUUGGAUUGACUCACGGCAAAACGUUAUCAGGAAGUCGCAGGAGGAUGGCAGCCAGAGCUUUACAGUUGUGAUGAGUCCAGUUCCCAAUCAGAACCUAGACAUACAACCAUAUGAUCUGAGCAUUGACAUCUACAGUCGUUACAUUUAUUGGACAUGUGAGGCCACAAAUGUAAUCAAUGUGACACGCCUGGAUGGGAGGCUGAUGGGAGUGGUGCUGAAAAGUGAUCAGGAUAGGCCCAGGGCCAUUGUCGUGAAUCCAGAGAAAGGGUACAUGUAUUUCACCAAUCUCCAGGAAAGAUCACCUCCCAAAAUAGAAAGGGCAGCAUUAGAUGGAACUGAACGGGAGGUUCUCUUUUCCAAUGGACUGAGCAAGCCUGUAGCCCUGGCAAUUGACAGCCAGUUGGGAAAGCUAUUCUGGGCAGAUUCUGACCUGCGGAGAAUUGAGAGCAGUGACCUUUCAGGUGCCAAUCGGAUUGUUCUAGAAGAUUCCAACAUCCUACAACCUAUAGGCCUGACUGUGUUUGAAAACUGGCUCUAUUGGAUUGAUAGGCAUCAACAGAUGAUAGAAAAAAUUGACAUGACUCGUCAAGAAGGACGUACGAAAGUUCAGGCUCGUAUUGCCCAACUCAGUGAUAUUCAUGCUGUUAAAAAACUCAACAUGCAGGAAUAUAGACAGCACCCCUGUUCCCAAGAUAAUGGUGGCUGUUCACACAUUUGUAUUGUAAAAGGUGAUGGAACCACACGUUGUUCUUGCCCAGUGCACCUUGUCCUGCUUCAGGAUGAACUUUCUUGUGGAGAACCGCCAACAUGCUCCCCACAGCACUUCACGUGUUUCACAGGGGAGAUUGACUGCAUUCCUGUAGCUUGGCGCUGCGAUGGGUUCACUGAAUGUGAAGAUGCCAGUGAUGAGAAGAAUUGCCCUGUGUGCUCAGAGACUCAGUUCCAGUGUGAGAGUGGGCAGUGCAUUGACAGCGUCCUUCAGUGCAAUGGAGAACCAAAUUGCCAGGAUAGCUCGGAUGAAAAGAAAUGUGAAGUGCUUUGUUUAACAGAUCAGUUCCGAUGUGCCAGUGGUCAGUGCAUUGGGAAAAACAAAAAAUGCGACCACAACUUGGACUGUAGUGACAACUCUGAUGAACAGGGUUGCUAUACAACUGAAGAACCAGCCCCACAAGCUACAAAUACCAUAGGUUCUAUCAUUGGUGUGAUUCUCACAGUUUUUGUAGUUGCCGCAAUGUACUUUGUUUGCCAGAGGGUACUGUGCCCACGCAUGAAAGGGGACGGAGAAACAAUGACCAAUGACUACGUUGUGCACGGACCAGCUUCUGUACCUCUGGGCUAUGUCCCUCACCCAAGCUCUCUGUCUGGAUCGCUUCCUGGAAUGUCCCGUGGCAAAUCUGUGAUCAGUUCACUCAGUAUUAUGGGUGGAAGUAGUGGACCUCCAUACGACAGGGCUCAUGUUACUGGGGCAUCAUCCAGUAGUUCUUCAAGCACCAAGGGCACCUACUUCCCUCCAAUUUUGAACCCUCCUCCAUCACCAGCUACUGAGCGUUCACAUUAUACUAUGGAAUUUGGUUAUUCUUCAAAUAGCCCUUCUACUCAUCGAUCAUACAGUUACAGGCCAUACAGUUAUCGGCAUUUUGCUCCCCCCACUACCCCGUGCAGCACAGACGUUUGUGACAGCGACUACGCUCCCAGCCGUAGAGUGAUGACAACAGUGGGCAAGGGUUACACCAGUGACUUGAACUACGAUUCUGAGCCUGUGCCCCCUCCUCCGACACCACGCAGCCAGUACUUAUCAGCAGAAGAGAAUUAUGAGAGCUGCCCACCGUCGCCGUACACAGAGCGGAGUUACUCGCAUCACCUCUACCCUCCGCCCCCUUCUCCCUGCACGGACUCUUCAUGAGAGACUCCCUCCCUCCUUUGACUGCCUCCAUCUCACCAGUGUACAUACUAUUUGUCCCUUUCAAGAGGGGGGAGGACGUGUGUACAGUUAAAAUUUAUUAAAUGGGCUUGGGUGGGGAUACUGGGGAUAACUUGUACAUACAAUGGGGAUAAAAAUGGUUAUUUAUAUAUUUUCCUAAAACAGAGUCUGCUGCUUUGUGCCAUAAGAAUUUUAAAAAAUUUGUAUACAAAGGGUUUUUUUUUUAUUAUUUUUCCAAAUGGAACACAAGAAGAUGCCUUAAAUCAGUGAAGUGACUGAGCACAUAGGGAAAUGGAAGGACCAGGAUGUGUCGCUGUUCAAUGAGCCAAAUACCAAAAAAGGAGGAGGAGGAGAAGGAGAAGAAGAAGAAAGCUUUUUAUCAUGGAAAAGAAUGAAAGGAACCUGUCAUGAAGCAGCAUCUAUAAAUAUCUGCACAGAGCUGAAUAACCUCUUGCAUUUUUAACUCUGAUGGGCGAGCAACUCAAAUUAAACUUGAAGAAAACUGUCAGGCAGAUAACUAAUGGUACACAAAGGGCUUUGUCUACUGCAAGAAUAACAGCUAUCAUGUUGGUGAAAACAGAUGCAUUUACACUUUUGAAAAUAGCACCUUUUGUUUAAUUAAUAUCUUCUGAAGUAGCUCAGUUGCACCAUUUUUGCAGCCCUUGGGAGUUCCAUCAUUUGUUGGCUGUGGGUUUUUGUUUGUUUGUUUGUUUCUUUACUUUGUGGGGCUGUUGACUUGGCGUUUGGGCCUUGUUGAGAUAGGGGGGUGGGGUCUAGCAGGGAAUUGCAAACUCCUUCCCUAUCCUUUCUUGCAGGGCCAGGAAGAUCCUGCAUGCAAAUAAAUGUGAGGUCUCCUGAUGUCUUUGUUACCUUCUGUCUGCAGGGGAAGAAAGAAGAGGGAGUGCUCCAACCUGAGGCCCGUUCCCUGCCUCACCUCAAGUACAAUCCUGGAGGGGGGAGGAAUAGAGUAAAGAAUGAAAAGGCCCUUUGUGAGGAUGCAAGUGUGUUUGUGCGUGCGUGUGAAUGUGAGAGAGAAGUCUUCUUUUUCUGCCAGUAUAAUAGGGUUAUGUUCUCCUACCAGGUCAGUGAUAUUUCCAUGAUAAGGGCAAAGGGUAAUUAUACCUGAAUAACUUUUGCUCCCAGCUCUUCAAAACGUUUCAGUGCCCAAAAAAGUUGUCAUAUUUUUAUACUACAUAAUAAUAAAUAAUAAUAUAGAUGGCAUAUUUAUAAACUAUUAAAUUUAACUUUGAAUUAUUAGUUUAAUGUAAAUGAAAUCUUAUAUUCUUGCAGUACUUUCAGUGUAUAGUAAAUAUCACAGUAUACAAUUCAUAUAUAUCAAAAUACUAUUUUUCUUUAUUAGGAAGCAUUUAAACUUUUUUUCAAUCAAGAUGCUUUCUGAACUCCUGGGUUGUCAGAAAUACUUCUUCCGAUUGGAGCCGUGUUGGUGUUCAAUAAGUCAGUCUUUGCAGUAUGACUUGAACAUGCUGCUUCCUCUUAUGUGGCAAAACUUCCAUUUUUAAGCCCAAACCGCUGUGAAUGUCAGUUUUUAAAGUUAUUCUUUGCCAAAGUGUUUUGUUAACAUUACAUAUUUUGUUUCAUUUUGUCUAUACCCCUUCAAUGAUUUGAAAGGGAUGCCAGGUCUUCAUUGAUGAGAGCCAAUAGCUGAAAAUCUGGUGCAUGCAGCUUUUUCGCUGUUUGAGCAAUGAGAAGGUAAGCCUUUGAUGGAGGCUUUCCUGACAUUCAGCCUUUUGGAACUUACAGCAAUCAUAAAGGCCGACACAGAGAGCCGUCCUCCUGGAAUUGGGGGCGAAACAAGUCAGCUUUGUUACACUGAUUCUACACGGGUGUCAGGAAAUGUUAUUGCCUUCGUGAAGAGCUGCUUCACAUAUUAUGGGGCAAUCAGGCAUUGCUAGACAAUUGAAACGUUCAGGGCCCAGGCCCAUAGUAUGCAAAUCUGCAUAAAAUUUAGAUAUACUAAUUUAUAUAUCUCUAUGCACAUUGAGAGAUAAUGUCUAUGAUUUACUUAAAUUUCAUAAAAAACAGCCAGCCAUUUAAGAGGGUUUUACUCUUAAAGGCAGCCUGAAAUAUUUUUCAAAUAAAUAAAAUUCAAAUAACCUAAAAUAAAAUAAAUUAUUCACUUAAUUUGUUCCCUGUCCCAGAUCAUCCCAAAUCAGUAGUUCGUCUUCAGUUACAAUUAAGGAUGCAACCCUGUGCAUGUUUAGAUAGAAAAGAGGCCAACAACUUCCAGCAUAGGGAAUGCUGGAAGUUGUAGGCCUUUUUUCUCUUUAAACAUGCAUAGAGUUGCAUUCUUAAGUUGUAAUCUCUUCCCCUCCACAUUUCUUUUUCUUUCCCCCUUGGAGGAAAAUUGCCCCCACCCUGUGCAAUUCAGUUUAAAGGAAGGUUCUGUUGGCACCUGUCGAAGUUCCUCCCCACCUCUAAAUUUAAUUGCUAUGUGGUUUGAGGGGCAAUUCCAGCCUAUAGAGAACAGAGGGUUAACCCUUCCAACCCCAAUUGUAAUUCUUGAAAAUCUCCUGCAUUGGAUGUCUUCAAACAGUUGGACAUACAGUAGUCCUACAGUGGGCAGUUGCAAUUGGCCACACCUUGGUGUCUUGCGACUGCACAUUUCUGGGGUUGGAAAUUUGUGGCCCUCCAGAUAUUGCUGGCCUGCAGCUCCCUAACCAGCAUAGCAAAUGGUGGGGAUAAUGGAAGUUGCAGCCCAACAACGUUUGGAGGACCACAUGUUGCGCACCCCUGGUAUAUUUAGAGACACAAGGCACCUUUCCAUACUUUAUUUGUUGGGGGAGAUACCAGUGUAACAUCAGUGUAGCAACAGCAUCCAUAAUUGCUACGUUCUUACGUAUGGAGCAGUUCUUACUUGUUCCCUUGCCAGUCUCAGUUAAACAUUUUCAGGCUCCAAACAUCCCCUCCUUUUGAUUCUGUACAUUUUGGGUGUGUGGUCGUCGUCGUCCCCCGUCCCCCCCCCCCCCCGGAUUUGUGCACUGUUGUAUUUCAGUCGUCAGAAGCUCACUUUUACUUCGACUCC